AUGGAGUCAGCAGCUGUCUCCUCUGACUUUGAGCUGUCCGUCAUGGAGCUUUCUCCUCCAUCACCUCCUCCCAGUGGGCCCUCCUCCACUCCUCCCCCCUCCUCCCCCAGCGGGGCCUGUCACUCAGGGAGGAGGGAGAACAUGCUGAGCUCCAUAAACCUUCAGAACUGUCCUGAUGCACGUCCGCAGAGCACUGAGGAGCCAAAGACCGAGGACUGUGGUCAGAUGUGUCCAGAUCUCAGCAGGUGA
Messenger RNA from Knipowitschia caucasica, 249 nucleotides. Lineage: Eukaryota; Metazoa; Chordata; Actinopteri; Gobiiformes; Gobiidae. The record is from the annotation of a GenBank genome assembly.